This is a messenger RNA of Musca vetustissima, 4484 nucleotides long. RefSeq lists its product as uncharacterized. Gene Ontology annotation, cellular component: nucleus. The coding region runs from base 45 to 4484 and encodes 1479 amino acids. The record is from RefSeq and is a predicted model, not a curated record. Gene Ontology annotation, biological process: regulation of DNA-templated transcription. Lineage: Eukaryota; Metazoa; Arthropoda; Insecta; Diptera; Muscidae. The transcript has a single exon.
AUUUCUAGUCUUGCAGAAAAUUGCUAACAGCAAAUAUCGUUUUAAUGAAUAUUAAUCAAGAAAAACAACAACAACCACAACAUCAACAGCAGCAUCAGCAACAUCAACAAAAACAUUACCAACAGCAUCAAUCCCACCAUCACCAGCAGCAACAUCACGAACCACAGUACACCUCAUUGAACGGAUUCCAACAGCGACAUUCAGCGGCCACAACACAACAUUCAUCAUCGUUGCCGACCCUUAACCAGACGCCCGACUUCGAAUUGGAAUAUCUUAAAAAAGCGCAUGCGCAUGCACAGGCAACAUUGGCCUACAGCUACGAACGUCAGUUGCAGCAACAUCAACAGCAUCUGCAACUAGAAGCCCAACAACGACAACAAUUAGCUUCUCAACGCACGAAUUUCGAACACGAAUAUAUUGACAAGUGCAGCACCCCCGCCCCCAACCCCACCUUCAAUAUUCACCAUCAAUUUGUUGCUGCUACCGCUGCCAGUCCUCAUCAUUCAUCACCCACAUCGGUUAGCUCCUCCAUGGUUAUGUCACCAAGUCGGCGACCUUCGCCACCCAGAGCUGCUGCACAUCCCAUGAAUAUGCAUUUAAGCGCCAUGGCUCAUGCACAAAUGCAAUUUCAAUUACAACAAAAAUUAACUGCAGCAGCUGCAGCGGCCGGCAAUGGUGGUCACACAGCACAUGGCGGUGUAGGUCUUGCUCCACCUCCGGGUCAUAUGGGUAGCUACUUUCGAAAUCCAGCCUCGCCGGCAGGUAGUGGGGGUACGACAGCGACAAGUACCACAACCAGUACCACACAAAGUUCCAGUGCUUCCAAUAGUAGUAAUUCUUCAUCCACAGCUCCCUGCAGUACGGGCGCCGGCACAAACACUCCCACAUCAACAAUGGCCUCGGCCCAUAAUCCAUUGAACCACUUGCAAAGCAUGCAGCCGUUUGAUUUUCGGAAAAUCAAUUCAGCUGCGUUGGGAGCAUUUCCUGGUCUUCCACCACCGGCUCGCUUAAGUCCCAGUGAACUGGCCCAUCAUCAACAUUUACAGCAGCAAGCUGCUCAACAGGCUGCAAUGUUGGCCCAAGCAAGGCGUCGCAUUAAUGAGGCGACCACACCUGCGGAGAAAAAUGCCGCAGUGGCAGCAGCCGCCGCUGCUGCUGCUCAGAGUAAUCAAUUUUUCAAUGCUAUGGCAAUGUCGGGUCAUCCACUACCCUUCCAUCUUCCACCACCACCUCCGCUGCCUCAAUUGCAUCCACCUUCACCAGGCUCCUCUGGUAGUGCAGGGCCUAAUGCGGGUUUGCCUCCAGGAUUAACUAGUAAUCAAGUUGCUGCUAUAGCAGCGGCUGCCGCAGCCUCUGGUAACCCUAUGCCUCAUGGCUUUUUAAGUUCGCAUUUUCCCGGUCUUAAUCCUGCCCUGACAAUGGGAAAACCACCACAUCUUUCCAAGACUCCUGAACUGGAUAAACAGAAAAUGUCCGACAUGAAUCAUUUGCGUGAUUCUUCGGGCUCAAGACGGACACCACCGGCUCGCAGUAUGUCACAAUCUUCACAUUCUAGUGUGGCUGUGACGCAACAGUCAUCAUCGGCUGCAUCAUCAUCGUCGUCAACCUCACUGGGACAUCAACAGUCUCCAAGUCAAUACCAAAGUCAACGAGAUCUUAGAGAUCCGAAUCAUAGUCAUCGCAACUCCCUACAACAUGAAGCGCCUGCAGUCCCUAACCACAGCCAGAGACUUUCACGUAUAUCGUCAUCAACGUCCGCAUUACGUCCCGGUCGUAAGGCACAUUCACCGGGCAAACGGCAAUGGGGCUCACUGCCAGCCAAUUUGGGUACGCAAUUUAUCAAUCCCGUAACGGGAAAGAAACGUGUCCAGUGCAAUGUCUGCCUCAAGACAUUCUGUGAUAAGGGAGCACUGAAAAUCCAUUUCUCAGCAGUGCAUUUAAGGGAAAUGCACAAAUGCACCGUGGACGGUUGUAAUAUGAUGUUCAGUUCCCGCAGAUCGCGUAAUCGUCACAGUGCUAAUCCCAAUCCCAAGUUGCAUUCGCCACACUUAAGACGUAAAAUAUCUCCACACGACGGACGUAGUGCUCAACCGCACCCGUUGCUGUUACAGCCACCGAAUGGAUUGAUGGCGGGCCUUAAUCCCUUUGGAAGCUUCCCCAUGCUGACACCACCUCCUGAUAUGCGUCAUCACCCUAUGGGUGCUUUAGGCGAUCAUAAAUAUAACCCUGAACUUAUGCAAAGGUCGUAUAUGGAUGCAUCGCUUAUGGGCCGCUAUGAGGGCAGACAAAUGCCCAUCUCUGAGGUCAUGGGAGAUGAUGAUGACGACGACGAUGGCAUGGAUGGUGGUAUUCAUAUUGGCGAUAUUGACGAUGAUGAUGACGACGAUGAUGGAGAGGGCAUUGUCGUUGUCGGCGACGAAGGUGACAGUAUGCUGGAUAAGACAAAUUCCGAAGACUUUAGCAUAGAAGACACAGGAGCCGAUGAGAGCUCUUCAACAAUGGGUGGUGGUGAUAAUAGCCGAGAUCAUUUCGAUCGCUCACUAUAUUCCAAAACUCCCACAGAGUAUUUCAAAACCAAAGAUAAACAACAGGAUCUGAACAAAAAAGAUGACGGCGACGCUGAGGAUGGUCGUAGCACAGUGGAACGACAUAGUACCGAGAGUAAUGACGAUACACUAAGUGUUACGGAUUCGUGUAGUGUAAGAGAGGACUAUGAGGGUUCAUCGACGGCACAUUCGGCCCAACACAAUGCUUCAAAUGGGACAUCGAAUGCCACCAACUCCGCUAGUAAACGUAAGCGUAAGAAUCAAAAUCCCGUGCGAUGUGCAGUACAAUCAACUGAAAAUUCCUGUGAUAAUUCCAAUGAUUAUGAUGUGGCGAAUGAUUUAACGAUCAAAUCGGAGACGAGAGAUGGCGAAGAGCAGCGAUCACAAAUCAAAGAAGAACCACGGGAGGAUGAGGAUGACCCCAUGUCGUUGGAUUUGACAAAACGAAGUCGUAAAACGGAGGAUCCAACGGCGGAAAGCACAAAAGUAUUACCCUCACCACCGUUGACGCCCUCAACAUCAGUCAGUGAAACAAAUAGGCAUAGCGCUUUGUUAGGCAAUCUUCCUGUUAAACUAGAACCUCGGGAAGACGGUGAUAUGGAAUCGUUAGCGAAAUCAAAGGGAGAAUUGCACGAAGAAGAGACUGUAAAAGAAUCUUUAGAUUUAUCAAACAAUGAAAGUCGAGAAGAACAUCCCAAAGAAAAUGGAAGUUAUUCGGGUCUAUUAAUGCCUGUUAUUAAAGAGGAGCCAAGAGAUGAGAUGGCCAGUGAAAAUCAGAUUGCAGACGAACCCGAAGAAGAGAAUCGUUAUUUGAGAAUUAAAAAAGAACUUAUGGAAGAUAAUUUCAAACUGAACAUAUCGGCGGAAGAUAAUAAUAAUCUGCCUGAAAAUUUAACCACCACCAGCACUCCCACCAGCAAGUCCCUCGCCAGUGAAGGUAAACAAUUACCAGCGGAUGAACAAAAUGGCGGAGAAUUUAUAAGCGAGGAUGCCGAAGUACCCAUUGACAAAGAUAACCCAUUGAAAUGUACAGCCUGUGGCGAGAUUUUCCAAAACCACUUUCACCUCAAAACCCAUUAUCAAAACGAACAUUUGAAGUUGCAUCACAAGUGCAACAUUGAUGGCUGCAAUGCAGCCUUCCCGUCGAAAAGAAGUCGUGAUCGGCAUAGUUCUAAUUUAAAUUUACAUCGUAAAUUAUUAUCAACCAGUGAUAAUCAUAACUUGGAUCCUCUACCCGAAUCAAUGAUGCUCAAUAAUAGCAAGCAUUUUAAUGCUCCUCCACCCGGGAAUAAUAUUUCCACCUCAUUGCAGGCGGAAUUUUUGGCACGCCUAUAUGCGGGAGCCCAUGGUUUGCCGCCUCUGAAUUUUGAAGCUCUCAAACAACAUUUCCCCCCGGCUCAGCAAACGGCAAUGCCUACAUUUCCCGAUGCCACAGCGGCCUUUAUGAGUGAUCCACGAUUUCUAAUGCAACACAGUGGUAAUCCAUUACUCUUCUCAGGUCUUCCUGGACUACCCGGUUUCCCCCACCUAUCACCUCACCUACUAGCAGCCAGCUCGUUUAAUGGACUGAAUCCAUUUAUGGGACGUCGGCCCUCAUCCGAAUCACAUUCACCACAAUCGAUAACACCACCAGUGGCAACAACAGUUCGUUCACCCCUACUAACAAAUCAAAAAGCUUCCAAUAUAUACGGCAACAGCAGUAAUAAUAACAACAACACUAAUGAACAGGAUUUACGAAAUAAUCCGUCACCAAUACCACAAUCCACAACAGAUGGCUCUGUAAAUCAACAUUUGUUGUAUGGAAGUGGAAGUGGUGGUAGCAGCACUAGUUCCUCUCAGCCAAUGAAUUCCCAACAACAUUUAAAUCCGCAUCAUCAGCAGCAGGCGCAACAACAACAGCAUCCGAAUUCUUCACCGUCAACCGAUCAUACAUCAUGA